GUGUGUUUGGUUUUGCUCACUCUCGUAAUUGGCUUCCUAAAACCCUAAAACAACAAACCAUCCGCCAUAGUCCACAUACAACACACUAUCACCCCAACCUAACUUACAUCUCUAAAUCCAUAUCGAUAAAGCAAAGAUCUUAGAACAUUGCACUGACGUUUGUAAGCUGGAUCAUCUUCAAAAUUAUAUUGGAUUGAAAAGGAUCAGUUAUUUGAUUGUCGAGUUCAAUGGAGCCGUGGGUUUCACUUGCAUCUUCAAUCCCGACUUCAUCUACAAAGAAGCGGAUUCGGAUCUUUCGCAACGAGAUUCCUUCUAUCUUACUUAAUUCAGAGAUGUCAUCAGAUUCAACAUCACAACUGGUGGAUUUAAUAUUCACGACAUUGUAUAUUUAUGAUGACCGAGGGUCAAGGAAAGCCGUGGAUGAUUUAAUCAUAAAAUCGUUAAGUGAGGUUGUAUUUAUGAAAACAUUUGCAGCAGCUCUUGUGCAAGUCAUGGAUAAACAGUUGAAGGUUCAGUCUCAUGUUGGCUGCUCUAGACUUAUGAGCUGGUCAUGCAUCCUUCUUUGUAAAACUCAGUUUAUCUCCGCAUCAAAGAAUGCAUUUAGCAGAGUUUCAGCAGCACAGGCUUCACUUCUUCAAAUUAGCAUACAAGGGUCUUCUCAUGAACGCAAGGCUUGCAGAAAAGCUUUUAUUCAUUCCUUUUUAGAGUCGCCUGAUAUUUUCAGUUUGUACAUGGAGGAACUAAAAGGUGGAAGAAUCUCAUAUAAAAAUUGUCCAGAGAUGCUAUGUGUAAUGUUGGAUUUUUCAACUUCAAAACCAUCACUGUUUGAUCAAUGGAAGCCAGUGUAUCUUGAUAUGUAUGUGCAAUCAGUUCUGAACGCAAAGGAUAAGCCUUCAAAAGCCCUAAGUGAAGCAUUCCGUUCGUUAUUUUUCCGUUUCUCACACGAAGAUUUUAAGAAUGUCAUUGUUCCUUCAUCUGUGAAGAUGCUAAAAAGGAACCCUGAGCUUGUUUUGGAAUCCAUUGGGGUUCUUUUGAGGCAUGUUAACCUGGAUUUGAGUAAGUAUGCUGUUGAGAUUCUAUCAGUGGUAUUAUCACAAGCUCGCCAUGCUGAUGAAGGAAGAAGAGUUGCUGCAUUGGAUAUUGUCAGAUGUUUAAGUCAAAAGUCAAGUAAUCCGGAUGCUGCCGAGUCAAUGUUUGGUUCUGUGAAAUCUAUAAUUGGAGGGUCUGAAGGAAGACUUGCUUUUCCAUACCAGAGAGUUGGCAUGAUAAAUGCAAUUCAAGAAUUGUCUACAUGUCCUGAAGGGAAAUAUCUUAGUAGUUUGUCUCAAUCUGUAUGUGGUCUUCUUUUGACCACUUACAAGGAUGAUGGAAAUGAGGAGGUAAAGCUUGCAUGUUUGACUGCCUUAGCUUCUUGGGUUGCAAGAUCUACAGAUGCUAUUAGGCCAGAAGUUGUUUCAUUUAUUGCAUCAGGUCUCAAGGAGAAGGAAUCACUAAGAAGAGGUUAUCUUCGAUGCCUACGGGUCAUAUGUAAAAAUGCUGAUGCAGUUUUGCCUAUAUCUUCUUUGCUCGUGCCUCUUAUACAGCUGGUAAAAACUGGUUUUACCAAAGCAGCACAACGGUUGGAUGGUAUUUAUGCAUUACUCAUUGUGAUGAAAGUUGCAGCUUCUGAUAUAAAAGCAGAUGAAACUGUGUCAAAGGAAAAGGUCUUGUCUUUGAUUUCACAGAAUGAACCUUCAGUUGUCCCUGUAGCUAUGGUUUCGAAACUAUCGGUGGAGGACUGUGAAACAUCUAUUGAGUUACUUGAGACACUCUUUAUGGAUCAUGCUCACAGAGUUUUUGAGACUCUUAAUGUGAGAUCACUCAUGCAGCUUUUACUUAUGUUUCUGUGUCACUCAAGUUGGGAUGUACGAAGAGCAGCUUAUGGUUGUACCAAAAAGAUUCUAUCUGCUGCUCCAAAACUAUUUGAGACACUUCUAGUUGAAUAUUCAGAGCACCUCACAGUUGUUGGGGAAAAAGUAUUAGCAAAGUUAAGUGAAACAGAAAAUUCAUUGGAUGCUCAAGUCGGUUUUGUUCCAUCUGUGGAGGUUUUGGUGAAGGCUUUAAUGGUAGUAUCAUCCGGUGUUAUGGCUGCUGCACCAAGUUCAUGCAUACGCCUUAUUUUCUGCUCACAUCACCCAUGCCUAGUUGGCACAGCAAAAAAAGAUGCAGUUUGGAAGAGAUUGCAGAAGUGUUUGCGAGCUUAUGGUUUUGAUGUCAUCGAACAGAUAAUGGCUGAUGUCAGUCACUUGUGUCAGGGUUUGCUUGGACCAAUGGGGUUGAUGAGUACUAGUCAUUUGGAACAAGAAGCUGCUGUACUUGCUUUGUCAACUUUGAUGACCAUCGCUCCUGCAGAAGUUUAUGCAGAAUUUGAAAAGCACUUGAAAACUUUCCCUGAUCGGGGUGCACAUGAUUUGCUAUCAGAAAAUGAUAUUCAGAUUUUCCGUACCCCUGAAGGGAUGCUAUCCACUGAGCAAGGCGUUUAUAUUGCAGAGUCUGUAGCUUCUAAUAACUUGAAACAAGCAAAAGGCCGCUUCAAGACUUAUGAGAACAAUGACAACAUGGAAAAUGGCAACUCCAAUUCUUCUGGAAGGCGAGACACCGGUGGCAAAGAACGUUCUGGUGUGGGGAAGAAGGAUGCAGGGAAACCAACAAAAAAGCCUGAUAAACAGAAGACAUCAAAAGAGGAGGCACGUGAGGUGCAGCUUAAUGAGGAAGCUAAUGUCCGUGAGAAGGUCAUGAAUAUACAGAAGAAUCUUUCCUUGUUACUGAAAGCUUUAGGAGCAAUGGCUAUAGCUAAUCCUGUUUUCACACACAGUGAAUUACUCUCACUGGUCAAGUUUGUGAAUCCAUUACUGCAAUCCCCCAUAGUUAAUGAGGUGGCUUAUGAAACAAUGGUGAAGCUAGCAAAAUGUCUUGCUCCUCCACUUUCUAAUUGGGGGUUAGACAUUGCUACUGUCUUAAGGCUAAUUGCCACAACUGAACCUCAUGUUUCAUGGGAUCAACUUUCAUCACUUGGUGAGGGUGGUCACAGUGACAAGUCAUUGAGUCUGUUUGAGAGAGUAAUGCAUGGAUUAUCUGUAUCAUGCAAAUAUGGCCCCCUUCCAGUCGAUUCUUUUAGUUUCGUUUUUCCUAUAAUGGAGAGAAUACUGUCAUCUCCUAAGAAGACUAAGCUUCAUGGUGAUGUACUUCGGAUACUUUUCCUACAUAUGGACCCAAUUUUACCCCUCCCCAGACUUAAAAUGCUUUCAGUUAAGUUUCUAAUUAUCUACACAUUAUUACUUAUUUUCUUUUUUAUUUCUAUUUUGCUUAACAUAUGGGUACUCUGUGCUACUUGGCAGGUUCUAUAUCACGUGCUUGGGGCAAUACCCUCCUAUCAAGGGUCUGUUGGACCAGCAUUAAAUGAGUUGUGUCUUGGUUUGCAAUCUGAAGAAGUAGCACCUGCUUUAUCUGGUGUUUAUGCGAAAGACCUUCAUGUUAGACUAGCUUGUUUGAAUGCUGCAAAAUGCAUUCCAGCUAUAUCCAGCCGUUCUGUUCCUCAAGAUGUAGAAAUUGCAACCAGCAUUUGGAUCGCCUUACAUGAUCCCGAAAAGUCGGUGGCUGAAGUGGCUGAGGAUUUAUGGGAUCGUUAUGACCAUGAAUUUGGGACCGAUUAUUCUGGACUCUUUAGAGCUCUUUCGCACGUGAAUUAUAAUGUUCGUGUGGCUGCUUCUGAUGCAUUAGCUGCUGUAUUAGAUGAGUACCCAGAUACUUUACAGGAAUCUCUUGCGACUUUGUUCUCUCUUUAUAUCCGUGAUAGUGGUGUUGGUGAGGAUAUGAUUGAUUCUGGUUGGUUAGGGAGACAAGGGAUUGCAUUGGCUUUACAUGCUGCAGCUGAUGUACUUAGAACCAAAGACCUUCCGGUUGUUAUGACUUUCUUGAUAUCUCGAGCCUUGGCUGAUACCAAUGCUGAUGUUCGAGGAAGGAUGAUUAAUGCUGGUAUCAUGAUCAUUGACAAACAUGGAAAAGAUAACGUCUCACUUUUGUUUCCUAUAUUUGAAAAUUACUUAAACAAAAAGGCCUCGGAUGAAGAGAAAUAUGAUUUGGUACGUGAGGGCGUGGUGAUCUUUACUGGAGCAUUAGCAAAACAUUUGUCUAAGGAUGACCCUAAGGUCCAUGCUGUUGUAGAGAAGUUGCUGGAGGUGAUUAACACUCCAUCAGAAGCUGUACAGAGGGCAGUCUCAAGCUGCCUGUCUCCAUUAAUGAAAUCGAAGCAAGAAGAUGCAAUGGCACUUGUUACUAGGCUGUUAGAUCAGCUUAUGAAGAGUGAGAAAUAUGGAGAACGCCGUGGAGCAGCUUUUGGGCUUGCUGGAGUUAUCAAAGGAUUUGGAAUAUCUAGUUUGAAAAAAUAUGGAGUUGCUACUGUUCUUCGUGAAGGACUUGCAAAUAGGAAUUCUGCCAAAUGUCGUGAAGGAUCUUUACUAGCAUUUGAGUGUCUUUGUGAAAAGCUUGGGAAAUUGUUCGAACCGUAUGUGAUCUACUUGUUACCAUUGCUUUUAGUUUCGUUCUCUGAUCAAGUUGUUGCUGUUCGGGAAGCUGCUGAAUGUGCUGCUCGUGCUAUGAUGUCUCAACUUACUGCUCAGGGGAUGAAGCUUCUCCUUCCUUCACUUCUCAAGGGUCUUGAAGAUAAAGCUUGGAGGACAAAACAGAGUAGUGUUCAACUUCUUGGAUCCAUGGCAUACUGUGCUCCACAGCAACUUUCUCAAUGUCUACCUAGGAUUGUCCCAAAGUUGACUGAGGUGCUAACUGAUACGCAUCCAAAAGUUCAGUCUGCAGGGCAGACAGCACUCCAGCAGGUUGGUAGUGUGAUCAAGAAUCCUGAAAUCGCCUCCCUUGUGCCAACUCUUUUGUUGGGUCUUACAGACCCUAAUGACCAUACAAAAUAUUCCCUGGAUAUUCUUCUUCAGACAACUUUUAUAAACUCGAUUGAUGCUCCUUCACUAGCCCUUUUGGUGCCCAUUGUGCAUCGUGGUUUGAGGGAGAGGAGUGCCGAAACAAAAAAGAAGGCUGCACAAAUUGCUGGAAAUAUGUGUUCACUAGUCACUGACCCAAAGGAUAUGCUUCCUUAUAUAGGAUUGCUUCUUCCUGAAAUUAAGAAGGUAUUGGUGGAUCCAAUUCCUGAAGUUCGAUCUGUAGCAGCCAGAGCUGUUGGGUCUCUGAUAAGAGGAAUGGGAGAAGAGAACUUCCCGGAUCUUGUUCCAUGGUUGCUAGACACACUCAAAUCUGACGGUAGUAAUGUUGAAAGAUCUGGUGCUGCUCAAGGGUUGAGUGAGGUAGUGGCUGCUCUUGGAACUGAGUAUUUUGAACACCUUCUUCCUGACAUCAUACGCAACUGCUCACAUCAAAGGGCACCUGUACGUGAUGGUUAUUUGACACUUUUCAAGUAUCUGCCAAGAUCAUUGGGUGUGCAGUUCCAAAACUACUUACAGCAAGUGCUACCAGCCAUCUUAGAUGGUCUUGCGGAUGAAAACGAAUCUGUUCGUGAGGCUGCACUUGGAGCUGGACACAUACUGGUGGAGCAUUAUGCUACAACGUCACUGCCUUUGCUUCUGCCAGCUGUAGAAGACGGGAUAUUUAACGAUAACUGGCGAAUCCGUCAAAGCUCUGUGGAACUUUUGGGUGAUCUUUUAUUUAAGGUUGCUGGGACUUCUGGAAAAGCACUUCUUGAAGGUGGCAGUGAUGAUGAAGGUGCCAGUACUGAAGCACAAGGUCGUGCAAUCAUUGAGGUUCUUGGCAGAGAGAAGCGUAAUGAAGUGCUUGCUGCACUCUAUAUGGUUCGAACAGAUGUCAGCCUCUCAGUUCGCCAGGCUGCCUUACAUGUGUGGAAGACUAUAGUUGUAAAUACUCCUAAGACUCUGAAGGAGAUAAUGCCAGUCUUGAUGAAUACCCUUAUCAGUUCCCUUGCUUCAUCAUCCUCCGAAAGGCGACAGGUUGCUGGAAGAGCAUUGGGUGAGCUUGUGCGAAAGCUCGGGGAGAGAGUGCUUCCUUUGGUUAUUCCUAUAUUAUCUAAAGGCUUGAAGGACCCUGAUUCUAGCAGACGACAAGGUGUCUGCAUUGGACUGAGUGAAGUGAUGGCUAGUGCUGGUAGAAGCCAGUUGUUAAGUUUCAUGGAUGAUCUUAUUCCCACCAUUCGUACAGCUCUUUGUGAUAGUGAGGUUGAGGUUCGUGAAUCUGCAGGGCUUGCUUUUAGUACUCUGUACAAGAGUGCGGGAAUGCAAGCAAUUGAUGAAAUUGUCCCAACACUCCUCCGUGCUUUGGAAGAUGAUGACAUGGCAGAUACUGCCCUUGAUGGCCUUAAACAAAUUUUGAGUGUCCGAACAGCAGCUGUGUUGCCUCAUAUAUUGCCAAAGCUUGUUCAUCUCCCUCUCUCUGCUUUCAAUGCACAUGCUAUAGGAGCAGUUGCGGAGGUUGCAGGUGCUGGUCUAAAUGUUCAUCUUUCAACAGUUCUUCCUGCUUUGCUCUCUGCCAUGGGGGAUGAUGAUCAUGCGGAGGUCCAAAAUCUUGCAAAGAAGGCUGCAGAAACUGUGGUGUUGGUAAUUGAUGAUGAAGGGACUGAGUAUUUGAUAUCAGAACUUCUCAAGGGGGUUGGAGAUAACCAGGCUUCAACUAGGCGCAGUUCUGCAUAUCUACUUGGAUACUUUUUCAAAAACAGUAAAUUGUAUCUGGUGGAUGAAGCUCCAAAUAUGAUAUCCACCUUGAUCAUUUUACUAAGUGACACAGACUCUGCCACUGUAUCGGCUGCCUGGGAAGCACUUUCUAGAGUUGUUGGUUCAGUCCCGAAAGAAGUUCUCCCAUCAUAUAUAAAAUUAGUUCGUGAUGCUGUAUCCACAUCUAGAGACAAGGAACGUAGAAAGAAGAAGGGUGGACCAAUUGUUAUACCUGGGUUAUGUCUCCCAAAGGCUCUUCAACCAUUGCUUCCCAUAUACCUUCAAGGCCUAAUAAGCGGGUCUGCAGAAUUGAGAGAACAGGCUGCUCAAGGUCUUGGAGAAUUAAUCGAAGUAACAAGUGAAAAAGCACUUAAGGAGUUUGUUAUCCCUAUUACAGGGCCUCUGAUCCGAAUUAUAGGCGAUCGAUUCCCAUGGCAAGUGAAAAGUGCUAUUUUGUCAACUUUGACCAUCAUAAUAGCAAAAGGUGGGAUGGCUCUUAAACCUUUUCUCCCUCAGCUACAAACCACCUUUGUCAAAUGCCUGCAGGACAACACAAGGACUGUUCGUUCAAGUGCUGCUCUCGCACUUGGUAAGCUUAGUGCACUAAGCACAAGAGUUGAUCCCCUAGUUGGGGAUCUUCUGUCCAACCUACAGACAUCAGAAGGUGGGGUCCGCGAGGCAAUACUGGUCGCCCUAAAAGGCGUUGUCAAGCAUGCUGGAAAGAGUGUUAGUGGUCCUGUUAAGACACGUGUUUUCGAUCUCUUACAGGAGUUGAUCUACAACGAUGAUGACCAAAUACGAAGCUCUUCAGCAAGAAUUCUAGGCAUCAUAUCAGAGUAUUUGGAAGACGAUCAAAUUUCUGAAUUACUAGACGAACUCCCGGAAAAUGCUUCAUCGCCUACCUGGACCACUAGGCAUGGGUCACUUCUUACAAUCUCAUCCAUGCUAAGACACAUUCCUACUGUAAUAUCAGCAUCUCCAUCAUUCACAGUAGUUACAGACUGCCUCAAAAAUAGCUUGAACGAUGAAAAGUUUCCUGUUCGUGAAACAUCAACUAAAGCAUUAGGAAGGCUUCUACUUCAUCAAAUUCAGAAGGAUCCAUCCAAUUCAAAUGCACACAAGGCCACUCUUGUUUCCAUUGCUUCUGCCAUGCAGGAUGAUUCCAGUGAAGUCAGAAGGAGGGCAUUGUUUGCACUUAAAGCAGUUGCAAAAGCAAACCCUAGCAUGAUAACAAUCCAUGUUACUAUAUACGGUCCUGUGCUUGCUGAAUGUUUAAAAGAUGGAAGCACACCUGUGAGACUCGCAGCUGAAAGAUGUGCCUUGCAUGCCCUUCAGUUAACAAAAGGGACUGAAAAUGUUCAAGCGGCUCAAAAGUAUAUUACUGGCUUAGAUGCAAGACGGAUAUCAAAGCUUUCUGAAUACAGUGAUGAUAGCGAUGACAGUGAGGAUGAAUCAGCAAGUGGUUGAUAUUUGAUAAUGUGUGUAGAUUCUAAGGUUUUGGUGUUGAUUUAUAGGGUAAAAGUUUUCCAAAGGCUCAAUGAGAGGUUCUAAUCUACAUUUUUGUAUCCAUAGGAUAAACUACAUGCAUUUAUUUAUUAUAGAAUAUAAAGAGAUCAAGUACCCAUUUUUUUCAAAUGGGCUCGCAUCGCAGCUGCUACUUGUGAGUUGUGUAUUUUUGACAAGUUUUUAUUUAUAUGAAUGUCGUGGUGAUUAAUGGAAA
Messenger RNA from Lactuca sativa (garden lettuce), 8442 nucleotides. NCBI's taxonomy places the organism in Eukaryota, Viridiplantae, Streptophyta, Magnoliopsida, Asterales, Asteraceae. The record is from RefSeq and is a predicted model, not a curated record.